Molecule: messenger RNA, 882 nt
Organism: Anopheles marshallii
Lineage: Eukaryota; Metazoa; Arthropoda; Insecta; Diptera; Culicidae
Product: clavesin-1-like
Exons: 3
Coding region: 1-882 (293 amino acids)
Cellular component (GO): membrane
Molecular function (GO): phosphatidylinositol bisphosphate binding
Source: RefSeq, a predicted model, not a curated record
AUGAAGACGAUAGCACAGCCACCGUUCGACAUAGUCACGGAGCCACCGACCGAGGAGUUGCUGGAAGUGUCCCGGUGUGAUUUACGCGAAACGCCUGAGUUGCGGGAGCAGGCGAUCCAGCAGUUGCGCGAUUUGCUGCACAAUGCCACCGACCUGAACUACGCGGACGAUGACGACUUCCUGCUAAUCUUUCUGCGCCCGUGCCACUUCUAUCCGGACAGUGCGCUCAAAAUGAUGCGAAGAAUAGCCGACUUUAAGAAAACCAACUUCCCUCUGAUGCACAACCUGUCGCCGGAGGAUGAGAAGCUCUCCUUCCUGGAUCACAAGAUUGUGAACGUGUUGACGAACCGGGACCGAAAGGGUCGUCGGAUAUUGAUCGUGAGCUGCGGUGCGGUCUGGGACCCGAAGGCCGUCACCGCCGAGAAGCUGUUCCGGAUGUUCUAUCUGGUGCAUCUGGUGGCCCAGCUCGAGCCGGAAACGCAGAUUAAUGGGGUAGUGAUCGUGAUGGACUUUGAGGGACUGUCGCUGAAACAGGUGCGUGGUCUAUCGCCGUCCUUUUCGAAGCUGUUGCUUACCUUCCUGCAGGAGGCGGUCCCGUUGCGGAUGAAGGAGUUCCACAUCCUCAAGCAACCGUACAUCUUCAACAUGGUGUGGACAUUGUUCAAACCGUUCAUUGGUGAUAAGCUCAAGAAGAGGCUCUACUUCCAUGGUAAUGACAUGAAGAAGCUACACAAGCACAUCGAUCCAGCGGAUCUUCCCAAAAACUAUGGCGGUACACGACCCGCACUGGACUACAGUUCCCGGGACUGGUAUCCUUGCAUCGAGAAGUACACCGAGCACAUCCACCGAUGGAACAACUACGGCUAUGCGGCUAGCCCUUGA